UCAUCAUCACUCUUACAAAAGAUCCUUGACACUAAAACCUCUCGAUAGUCGAUCUUUCAACUGUUUUGGCAAUGGAAACAGUGACAAGCUUGGUGGCUGGAAAGCCUGUGGUGAUUUUCAGCAAGAGCGGCUGUGGCAUGAGCCACAGCAUUAAGACACUCAUCCGCGGCUUUGGGGCAAACCCUACUGUGUACGAGCUUGAUCAGAUCGCAAAUGGGCAGCAAAUUGAGAGGGAACUGCUUCAGCUAGGAUGUCAGCCGACCGUACCAACUGUUUUCAUAGGACAGGAGUUCAUUGGUGGCGCUAGAAACGUCAUGAGCCUCCAAGUCAGGAAUGAGCUUGGCCUAUUGCUCAAAAACGCUGGAGCUAUAUGGGUAUGAACAAACAACUAGUUU
This is a messenger RNA of Alnus glutinosa, 395 nucleotides long. Its product is annotated as monothiol glutaredoxin-S6. The record is from RefSeq and is a predicted model, not a curated record. Bases 72 to 380 code for a protein of 102 amino acids. The transcript has a single exon. Lineage: Eukaryota; Viridiplantae; Streptophyta; Magnoliopsida; Fagales; Betulaceae.